UAUAAAUGGUAGAGAAGAGAUAAAGCUGAUAAAUUAAGAGGUGUAAUAUGUGCGCAUGCAAAUUAAAAGCAAGGAACAGGAGUGACAAGAACCACUAACCAGUAACCACUGAGAAAUCUGUUUAUUUAUCUCUCUGACUCUGACGGGCUGCCAAAACCAACCACAACUGCAUGCGCUCCUGUACCCUCCGGAUCAAGCCGAGAGAACGAUGCGACCACUCUGGCCCAACGGCGGCAGCACCGGCAGCAGCGUCGACGUCUCGUUGACGAGCGGCCGUCGUCGUCCAACGUCAGCUGGCAGUGGCAGUGGCAGCGGCGGCGGUGGCCGGGAGGAGGUGUACUUCGCCGACGUCGAGGAGGUGCGGGCAGCGCCGGCUGACGCCUGCAGGGAGGACCCCGCGGUGUACCUGACAUGGGAGGACGUGUGCGUGACGGCGUCCGGCGCCGGCAGCAGGGCGACGCCGGCGAGGAUCCUGGAGGGGAUCAGCGGGCACGCCCGGCCCGGGGAGGUGCUGGCCAUCAUGGGGCCAUCGGGCUGUGGCAAGACGACGCUUCUUGAUGCACUCGCAGGAAGGUUAGGGCCAGGCAUGAGUAAAACUGGAUUGAUUUUAAUCAACGGGCGGCAGGAGAAGCUUGCCUUCGGAACAUCAGCGUACGUGACCCAAGACAACGUGCUGAUGUCGACGCUCUCAGUGAGGGAGGCCAUCUACUACUCAGCUCACCUGCAACUACCGGACACAAUGCUGGUGUCGGAGAAGCGCACCCACGCUGAGCACGUGAUCCAGGAGAUGGGGCUCGAUGACAUCAUGGACACACGCAUCGGUGGCCGGAUCACUAAGGGCAUCAGCGGUGGGCAGCGAAAGCGGGUGAGCAUAUGUGUGGAGAUGCUGACACGGCCACGGCUACUCUUCCUUGACGAACCCACCAGCGGGCUUGACAGCGCCGCCUCCUACCACGUUAUGAGCCACAUCACCAGCGUUGCUGCUGGGGAGGGCAUGACCGUCGUCGCCGCUGUGCAUCAGCCCGGCGAAGUCUUCGAGCUCUUCCACAGCCUCUGCUUGCUCGCCCAUGGGAGGACGGUCUUCUUGGGGACAGUUUCUGAUGCUACCGAGUUUUUUAACCUGAAUGGUUUCCCAUGUCCAUGCCUGAGGAACCCGUCUGAACAUUUUCUAGGAACAAUCAAUAAAGAUUUUGAUGAGGAAAUUGUGGAAGAUUCCAGAUAUAGGAGAAAAACAGCAGCUAAAGCAAUAGAUACCCUGACAAAUGCAUAUCAGUCCUCUGCUUAUUCAGAAAAAACAACAAAUCAGAUAAUUCAGAUGAAAGAAAUGGGUGGAGCUCCAUUUAGGACGAGAGAACGGGCCAGCUUCUGCACAAAGCUCCUUGCACUCACCAAAAGGUCAUUCGUAAAUAUGCACAGGGAUAUGGGGUACUACUGGAUGCGUUUUGCUGUUUUCACCGUCGCUUGCACAUGUGUUGGCACUGUGUUCCACCAUAUUGAUAAUAGUUACAAUUCUAUACAGACUAGAUGCAAUGUGAUAAUGUAUAUGACGAUAUUUCUAACUUUUAUGGCCAUUGGAGGAUUCCCUUCUUUUGCAGAGGAUAUAAAGGUAUUCAGGAGAGAGAGACUAAGUGGCCACUAUGGUGUCACCGAGUUUGUCAUCUCCAACACUCUCUCGGCCACUCCUUACCUAGCCGUCAUGAUCAUAAUCCCCGGCGCAAUACUGUACUACCUCACUGGGCUAACAAGAGGGGGGAGCAACAUCGCCUACUUCGUCGUCACCCUCUACAUGUGCAUCGUGUUGGUCGAGAGCAUAAUGAUGGUGAUUGCCGCCGUCGUCCCAGACUUCCUGAUGGGCAUCGUCGUCGGCUCCGGCGUGCAGGCUUUGAUGAUGACAAACGGCGGCUUCUUCCGCCUCCCGAACCAGCUCCCGAAGCCGGUGUGGAAGUACCCUUGCUACUACAUCUCCUUCCAUAAGUACGCGGUGCAGGGGUUUUACAAGAACGAGUUUGUCGGGCAGACAUUCGCGAGCGAUCAGCUCAUCAUGGCAAAUGCCACCAUUACUGGCCAUCAGGUUCUCGAGGCGUUGCAGGUGGAGAUGUGGUACUCCAAGUGGGUAAACCUCGCCAUCCUGUUUGGAAUGGCGGUGAUAUACAGGAUGAUGUUUUUCGCAAUUGUCAAGGUUGCGGAGGGAAUCAGGCCAAAGAUGAGAAGGAUGAAAUGCUCUCUAAUUUAACAGUUGCCUUGAUCUCUCCCGUUUCUUGUUCUUGUUUCCGAGAGAUUUGCCAUGUCUAUCGUCAAGUUCAAAAUGCACUUGAUCUGUAACCCGUAACACUAGAUAAAACCUGAAGUCAAAUAAUAUAACAAUGGGCUCACAUAUGAGAAACUGAUCGAUGUUCAUGUACAUGUACUACUCUUGAUAUAACUACGGACUCGUAUGGUGGGGCUUUA
This is a messenger RNA of Oryza sativa Japonica Group (Japanese rice), 2448 nucleotides long. RefSeq names its product ABC transporter G family member 1. The record is from RefSeq and is a predicted model, not a curated record. Lineage: Eukaryota; Viridiplantae; Streptophyta; Magnoliopsida; Poales; Poaceae. Gene Ontology annotation, molecular function: ATP hydrolysis activity; ATP binding; ABC-type transporter activity. Gene Ontology annotation, cellular component: membrane.